AUGUGCUAUGAAAGGACAGUACAGUUAAUGAACCAUUUAAAAGACAGGAAUGAACUGGAAUUUGUUCAUCAAAAUGUACUAUAUAAAUUAGUGCUGAACACUAUUUUAACAGUGACCCUUGCCAGAUUAAAAGAAGAAUUUUUAUUAAGUCGUUAUGGUGGUUCGUCUCCUGAUGUCUCAACCUUGUCUUUAAAUCAAGAUCGUUCCACGACGGCAUCACAGACAGAUUUACGUGGAGAGGGGUCAUUUCAAGUGAGUUUAGCUGAUUUUGAUCCUAAAGAAAUCUCGAUACGCUGGUUCAAUAUACUGAAUUUUAAAUUCAUGCAACCAGCUGUACGUAAAGUCUGCACUGGAUCAUCAAGUCAACAGUCAUCAUCGGGCAGUUCAGAGAUCAAUAAAGCUUCCAGUCUUAUAAACAAGACGACUUCCAUACGAUCAUGCUUCCCAGGGUAA
Messenger RNA from Lottia gigantea (owl limpet), 453 nucleotides. RefSeq lists its product as hypothetical. The coding region runs from base 1 to 453 and encodes 150 amino acids. NCBI's taxonomy places the organism in Eukaryota, Metazoa, Mollusca, Gastropoda, Lottiidae. The record is from RefSeq and is a predicted model, not a curated record. The transcript is spliced from 5 exons.